Molecule: messenger RNA, 4361 nt
Organism: Zootermopsis nevadensis
Lineage: Eukaryota; Metazoa; Arthropoda; Insecta; Blattodea; Termopsidae
Source: RefSeq, a predicted model, not a curated record
GCUAAGUAACCGAGAUGUGUUUGGUGUGAUUAUAAUCAGCUGUCAACAUUGAUGUCAAAAAUGAAAGUUUUGGAAAGGCUUCCGACAGUAAUGUGUUAUGGUUACGCAAGUUGCUUUCCAUAGGCAGAAUUGAAAUGACUGAAAAUACCUUAUUAUGGGAGAAACUUUCUUAAUGAAAUAUGUAUUGACAUUUUAGUAGAGUUAAGAACAAGGUUCAUGAUGGCUAUGAUAGGAAUUCCCAAUGGUAAUCCCUUGCCAAGCUUCAUUCCUGAAAUGGAGCAGAUCAUUAGUCAGUUAGAAAGAGGGACUGUCGUUACAAAAUUUUACCCACGUAAACGUCCUGAGAGGAAAACUUUGAUGAUCAGACGAGAGACAAGGCAGAUUGUUUGGGCUCGCACAGCUGCUACAAGAACAUUUGAAAGUUCUGUGGAUCUCAGGGAAGUAAAAGAAAUCCGCGUGGGGAAGAAUUCCAAGGACUUCGAGAGAUGGCCAGAUGAUGCAAAACGAAUGGAAAACACAAAGUGUUUUGUGGUAUUUUAUGGCUUAGAAUUCAGGCUCAAAACUCUCUCUGUAGCAGCGUUUUCUGAGAAAGAAUGCGAGCUCUGGGUUCGAGGACUGCGACAUCUUGUCCCAGACACAAUUGCUGCUUCAUAUCCUCUGCAAGUUGAGAGAUGGCUAAGAAAGGAAUUCUACAGCAUGGAGAAUAGCAGAGAAACGGUUACCCUGAAAGACAUGAAGGCAUUUCUGCCACGAGUGAACUGCAAGAUAUCUACAAGCAGGUUGAGGGAACUGUUUCAGGAGGUGGACACCAGGAGGAGGACGGAAUUGGGCUUUGAUGACUUUGCAACGCUGUGCCAUAAGCUCAUGUUUGAUGAACAUAUGUUUCGGGAAUGUAUCGACGUUUACGCUGGCUACUCUGAAAAUGGAAAAAUUAUAACAUUGCAAGAAUUCCAAAGUUUUUUGAUUCAAGAGCAAAGAGAUACCUUGGCUAAUGAUGAGCGAGAAGUGUCACGCUUCAUGAGAGAGUAUCUCCAGGAUUCCCAACGUAAUGUGCAGGAACCUUUCUUCACAACGAUUGAGUUCAUGGACUUCCUUUUCUCAAAACAAAACGAAAUUUGGGAUCAGUGCUAUGACCAGGUUUACCAGGACAUGACGAGGCCAAUAUCACACUACUGGAUUUCGUCUUCACAUAAUACCUACCUGACAGGAGACCAGUUUUCCAGUGAGUCCUCCGUUGAGGCUUAUGUACGAUGUUUGCGGCAGGGUUGUCGCUGCAUCGAACUGGAUUGCUGGGAUGGGCCUGAUGGAAUGCCUUUCAUUUAUCACGGACAUACAUUGACUACAAAAAUAAAGUUUAUGGACGUUAUUAAAACCAUAAAAGAUCACGCCUUUGUUACCUCAGAGUUCCCAGUUAUCCUGUCCAUUGAAGAUAACUGUUCGUUACCUCAGCAAAGGAAAAUGGCUACAGCAAUGCAGGAAGUGUUUGGAGAUAUGCUGGUAGUGCAUCCUGUUGAGAGAAAUGAGACACAUUUGCCAUCACCUCAUCAGUUACGGAAAAAAAUUAUUCUGAAGCACAAGAAGCUGCCUGAAGGAGAAGAUGAAGGCUCUUUCUUUGUGAAAAAUGCUGAUGGUAAGGAAAUAGAUCUUAGGAACACGGUGAAGAAUGGAAUCCUUUAUCUUGAAGAUCCAGUGGACAAGGAGUGGAACCCUCACUUCUUUGUUCUCACACAGCACAAACUAUUCUACACUGACAGCUUCCAGAAUGAGCAGGAGGCAGAAGGAGAUGAGGAGGAAGAUGAGUCAGGCUUUCAUAGAUCAAAAGAGGGUGUGCCAAAUGAUGAGCUUCACUUCAGUGAGAAAUGGUUCCAUGGGAAGUUGGCUGGAGGGAGAUCAGAAGCAGAGAGUUUACUCAGGAUGUACUCUUCUCUUGGAGAUGGCACAUUUCUGGUCCGAGAAAGUGAAACAUUUGUUGGAGAUUAUUCGCUUUCUUUCUGGCGCCAGGGAAAGGUCAACCACUGCCGGAUCAGAUCAAAACAGGACAAAGGACAGACAAAGUAUUACCUGAUUGAGUCUAACUGUUUUGAUAGUUUAUAUAGUUUAAUAACGCAUUAUCGCAGUCAUCCUCUUCGAAGUCAGGAAUUUCUAAUCACGCUUCAAGAACCAGUGCCUCAGCCUAAUAAGCACGAGGGCAAGGAGUGGUAUCAUCAGAAUAUCACUCGCGCUGAAGCCGAAGAACUUCUAAAGAGAGCCCCUGCAGACGGUGCCUUUCUAGUCAGACCCAGUGGAAAUGAUGUGUAUUCAUAUGCCAUAUCCUUCAGGGCAGAGAAGAAAAUUAAACACUGCAGAAUAAAGCAAGAAGGACGUCUUUACACAAUUGGGUCAGUUCAGUUUGAGAGUCUUGUGGAACUAGUCAGCUACUACAAGCGACACCCUCUUUAUCGUAAAAUAAAACUGUGGUAUCCUGUAAAUGAAGACUUCAUGGGAGCGAAUGUUGAUGAAGGGGCUGUGUAUGGUACACCUGGAUACAUGGAUCCAAAUAGCAUUGUGCCAAAGGUCACAGUGAAAGCUGUGUACGACUACCAGGCACAUCGUGAUGACGAACUCUCAUUCUGUAAACAUGCUAUCAUCACGAAUGUUAACAAGCAAGAUGAUGGCUGGUGGCGAGGUGAUUAUGGUGGCAAGAAACAGCAUUGGUUCCCCUCCAACUAUGUGGAGCUGAUUGAACCUCAAGAAAAUCGUGACGACAAUUCAUCUGAUUCGAUGCUUCUGGGAAGUCUGCAGAAGGGAAGCCUUGAUAUGAUGGGGGCAGUAGUAGACCUGGCAGUGGGAGGACAUCUUGGGAUGGAGUGGAUUCUUAGAAUUCAAAACCCGAGUAUGUGCACCCCAUUUGAAGUGGCAGUUCCUAAACAUGAAGAUGCACUCGAGUGGAUGGCCAGUAUAAAGGAAACAGCACAGUUUGCUAGUGCCAGGGAGACCCAGCACAAAGAUUUGGAGAGGCAAUGGAGGAUAGCAACUGAAAUGUCCAAUCUCAUUAUAUACUGUCGUUCUGUCGCCUUUAACGCAGAGAAAAUUAGGAAGAAUGGCUUUAUCUUCUAUGAAAUGUCCUCAUUCCCCGAAACAAAAGCGGAGAAACUUAUCUGCCAACAAGAAAAUAAAUUUUUCCUAAAAUAUCAUCAGAUCCAGUUUAGUCGUGUGUAUCCAAAAGGACAACGCAUAGACUCAUCAAAUUACAAUCCCAUCCCCUUCUGGAACUCUGGAGGUCAAAUGGUGGCCCUCAACUACCAGACUCCAGACAAAGCCAUGCAACUGAAUCAGGCCAAGUUUCGACAGAAUGGAAGCUGUGGCUUUCUCUUGAAACCAGAGUUUAUGUUCAGGGAGGACUUUGAUCCAUACGAUAAGAACACAUUAGUGGGUGUGGAGCCGCUCACUCUGUCAAUACGGGUAAUAGGAGCGAGACAUCUCAGCAGAUCUGGUCGUGGUCGUGGGAUUUCUAGCCCAUCUGUGGAAAUUGAAGUGAUUGGUGCUGAAUAUGAUUCUGGAUCCAAACUGACCACAAAGACAGUUUCUGACAAUGGGUUUAAUCCAGUGUGGAAUGAGAUUUGUGAGUUUGACGUGAUCAAUCCCCACUUCGCUCUGCUCAGGUUUGUCAUCCAAGACGAGGACAUGUUUGGUGAUUCAAAUUCCAUAGGGCAGGCAACAUAUGCUGUCUCAACUCUACGAAGUGGGUAUCGCAGCAUUCCGCUAAAAAAUGCAUAUAGCGAGGAUCUAGAAUUGGCAUCUCUGUUGGUACAUAUAAAUAUUAGAAACCAAUUGGAAGGGACAAAUGGAAUACAGACAAGUUCACUGUCAGUUAGAAGUCCCAUAGGAAAUACUGAAGACUGCUAAUGAAUGUCUGUGAAGAGAGCCAGCAAUGAAGAGUACUCUCUUAAACUGUUUGUGGUUCACGUAAAAUUCUAUAUGCAAGAAGGUAAUUUUCUGCGCAAAGAGGUAUGUAUAAAUAGUCUGUCUUUGCUAGAAUGUGAUACAAAGUUUGAAACAUAUUUUUGAAGCCCUGAAAAAAUGUGCCAUAAGCGUGUUACCUCCUUGGUUGCAAUUAAUGAUUAUAUUCCGCAAUCAUGCACUUGACUUGAUAUUCAAGAUCCAUGGCUCACAUCCUAGGACUGGCUGUCCAGAUCUAAUUGGAUGUUCCUUUUCCUCAGUUUCUGCCUUGAAUAUUGAGUAGUACAUUAAAAUAUAUUACUGCUGGCCCUAUCAAUCUAUAUUCUUAAAACCUUGCAUACCGUGCAGUGUAUUGAUAUAUAAAAUCAUGCAUACAAACAUAACUGUUUAUACUUUGAAAAGACACUUAGUGCCAAACGUGU